UCGGAAGUCUAGGGUCCUGAGACCCAGCGGGUGCCGCCCUAGCCUUGGCCUGAGAUCCGCAAAACUCAGCUUGCGAUGGCCUUACCGCCUUCUGGUGAGACCCAGUCCCUGCCCCAGAGUAACCCUCACCACCUGACUACCUACUACGCGCAUGCCCCAGGCUACAGUCACUUUAGGAACCUCGCCACCACCGAGGAGGAGUUUCAACCUUGGAAACUGACAGCUGCAGUGCUUGAGUCCCAGGCGAUGGCCCCUCUUAAUGCUUUUCGAAUGACUGCUCCCUUGUUGAACCCGGGUCUGGCUGUUCAGAGCGAGCCGCUCUACAAUCUGCCCUGGUACAAGUUGUCACCAUGGAACCGAAUUCCUCAAUUCACUCCCGAAGUACCACGAUUUCUAGACAGCACUGAGCAUAGGAGCAGCGGUUCCAGCACCCAAAAUUUGGUCCUCGGCGGCGGCGGCCAAAUCAGUGGUCAGAGGUGGGAAGCUGAAAAUUUACUUCUGCCAUCCCCGGUAAUUGCUUCCCUACUACCUGAUGGAAUUAAGACGUCCCAGUCAAUAUCUGUCCCCCAAACCUUGAACCAAGAGGGGAAGCUGCCGUUUCGCGGCUUCAAUUUCACAGAGGAGGAACUGAGCUUCGUUCUCUAUGGAGCCAUCGCUAGUCCGGAGCACCCAACCGACCUACAGCAUGCAAUUUCAGGCAUCCUGGUUCCCACAGAGAGUUCUGGGUCUAAUCAUCUUCAUAAAACCCUGGACAAAGACUCCCUUCAACUUCCGGAAGGUCUCUGCCUCAUGCAGACCUCAUUUGGUGAUGUGCCACACUUUGGCGUGUUCUGCAGCGACUUCAUUGCCAAAGGAGUGAGAUUUGGACCCUUUCGAGGUAGAGUGGUCAAUGCCAGCGAAGUGAAGGCACACAGGGACAACUCUCGGAUGUGGGAAAUUUUUGAAGACGGUCACCUGAGCCAUUUUAUCGACGGCAAAGGUUCUGGGAACUGGAUGUCCUAUGUCAACUGUGCUCGGUUCCCCAAGGAGCAGAACCUGCUGGCUGUGCAGCACCAAGGGCAGAUAUUUUAUGAGAGUUGUAGAGACAUCCAGCAGAACCAGGAACUGCUUGUGUGGUACGGAAACGGCUAUGAGAAGUUCCUGGGCGUUCCCAUGAACCUCCGUGCCACUGAGCAAGGAGGCCAGCAGCUGUCUGAGUCCUCUGAAGAGUCUGCAGAAGGUUAUAGAUGUGAACGCUGUGGAAAGGUGUUUACCUACAAAUACUACAGAGAUAAGCACCUGAAGUACACUCCCUGUGUGGAUAAGGGGGACAGGAAGUUUCCCUGUUCUCUCUGCCAAAGAUCCUUUGAAAAGCGUGACCGGCUCCGGAUCCAUAUUCUUCACGUCCAUGAGAGGCACCGGCCCUAUCUGUGUUCAACCUGUGGGAAAAGCUUUUCUCAGUCUUCCAGCCUGAACAAGCACAUGAGAGUCCACUCUGGAGACAGGCCAUACCAGUGCGUGUACUGUACAAAGAAGUUCACUGCCUCCAGCAUCCUCCGAACACACAUUAGACAGCACUCGGGAGAGAAGCCCUUCAAGUGCAAGCAUUGUGGCAAAGCUUUCGCAUCUCAUGCUGCCCACGACAGCCACGUCCGCCGCUCACACAAGGACAAUGGCCGUAGCUCCUGCAAUAUUUGUGGGAAAGGCUUCCUGGAUCAAGAGGCUUUCUAUGCCCACAUGAGGCUUCAUAAAACAUGCUAGGCCUUUGAAAGCAAAGCCAGUUACCAACCAAGAACUCUGACUCUAAUUCCUGGUUUGUCUGUGUCGCGUGGACAUGGUUGAAGUGUUCAGUGAGAAUUUGGAGAAUGGAGUAGUUGAUCUGAAGCUCCAAAACUUAUGGAAUCCAUUCAGACCAGGAGUGGGAAUAAAGUCCUGGAGCUUGUGAUUAAAGAAGAAAAGAUUCCUCCGCUCCUGUCUGCCUUGAACACCCCGUUAUACAGUCUGUAGCCAGUGACUAUGUGCAUGAGUGUGUGCCGCGUGCAUGUUUCUGUGCUGCAUGCAUGUGGAGGCCCAAGGAAGACAUCAGAUCCUCUGGGGCUGUAUUUACAGAUAGUUGUAAGCCACUGUGUGGGUACCGGGAAUUGAACCCAGGUCUUCUGCUAGUGCUGCUAGGACUUAACUGCUAAACCAUCUCACCAGCUCCUGCUUUCUAUUUGGUUUUGGUGGUGGUGUUUUGGUCUCUCUCUCUUUCUCUCCCACCCCCAAGCUGGCUUUAAACUUGUCAUAUAGCUGAAAAUGACCUUGAAUUACAGGAUUAAGUUACCACACCCAAGCAAUUUGCACUACCUAGAGAUUUGGUAUGUUAUAACUAAGUCUUCUGCCGUGUAUUAAUGUUCCAUCUUAAUUUGAGCUCAUUUCUCUCCUCACUGAGCAAUGAAAAUGCCAGGUAAUCCACCUAGCACCAGAAAGAAUCAUUUCCAGCGCAGGAAGACUGGCAAUUCUUGUUGAUGCCUAACUUUUACCAACAGAGAAGGAAAAUUAUAUCUGAAUAAAGACAGGCUGAAAAUAAACACUUAUGCUACUCUGGUUUU
Mus caroli (Ryukyu mouse) is the source of this 2570-nucleotide messenger RNA. RefSeq names its product PR/SET domain 14 (gene Prdm14). Gene Ontology annotation, biological process: regulation of transcription by RNA polymerase II. Gene Ontology annotation, cellular component: nucleus. Lineage: Eukaryota; Metazoa; Chordata; Mammalia; Rodentia; Muridae. The record is from RefSeq and is a predicted model, not a curated record. Gene Ontology annotation, molecular function: protein binding; RNA polymerase II transcription regulatory region sequence-specific DNA binding.